Molecule: messenger RNA, 10803 nt
Organism: Haliotis rufescens (red abalone)
Lineage: Eukaryota; Metazoa; Mollusca; Gastropoda; Lepetellida; Haliotidae
Product: phosphofurin acidic cluster sorting protein 2-like
Exons: 22
Coding region: 2-2524 (840 amino acids)
Biological process (GO): protein localization to plasma membrane
Source: RefSeq, a predicted model, not a curated record
GAUGGCGGACAAGACGUCUCGGAGUACAUGGCCGGGUGUUAAACCCGUGCCUAUGAAACUCUUCGCCACUUGGGAAAUAGAAAAGACCUCACCCAAUUGUAUACCAAGAAUGUGCAGUUUGACAUUAACCCGCCUGGUGGUCCACAGAGCCCUUGAGAAUGACCUCACCUCCAUCAUCAUCGCAGUCAAGAUGCAGAGUUCCAAGAGAAUACUACGCUCAAACGAGAUCAUUGUGCCGCCAGGGGGAUUACUUGACACGGAACUUGAUCUUUCAUUUUCAUUGCAGUAUCCACAUUUCCUGAAAAGAGAUUGCAAUAAACUACAAGUCAUGUUGCAGAGGAGAAAGAAAUAUAAAAACCGGACAAUCCUGGGAUUUAAAACAUUAGCCAUUGGUCAAGUCAAUAUGUCACAUGUAUUACAGAGGUCAGUGGACAAGGAGUUGAGGAUGUUCAGUGACCUCAAGGAACGAACCAAUGCUGUCGCUCAUAUAAUGGUGCUUGCUUUAUCUAGUCAGCCAGUGGACCAUGAAGAAAACGGUCAUCGAAAACAAACGUCAUCUGAUGUUGACCGCUCCCCGGAUGUUGACAAUGACUCUGAUGAAGAGGACGUCCAUGACUUCAAUGACCAGGACUUCUCCUCCAACGAUGAGAUGAGUGACUGUGAGCCAAUGAUGCUGGAGGAAGAUGGCCGACCCAGACCUAGGAAAACCAGUCGCAGCAAGAUACGACCGGUUACCUCUAGGCAACGGAAUAUUAAACAGAGGUUCAUAGCUUUACUGAAGAAGUUCAAGGUGUCAGCAGAAGAUGUAUUGGACUCGGAAGCAGACCAUGACCUGAACGACCCCGACAACACACCCGGUGACAUCGACGACCUACUUGAGCAGUGGGAUGACAUGAGUGAUAGCGGCCCUGAAAUGGACACUAUGAGUGUCAUGUCCACACCAAAACCAAGACUCAGACCCUUCUUCACUGGGAGAGGAAGCACCCAUGAAUCAGAUGUCUCGACACCAAAGGCCCAGGAAUCCUUCCGUCUGAGUGAUGACAACGUGACCCGACGACUCGACAACGAUGGCAACAUUGAGCAAGAUGUGGAAAUAUCUGAUUCGCAGACUCCCAGUGAGUCGUCCCCCAAGACCAUUACCCCACUCCUAAAACACAGGGGCAUGCGAUUCGUUCGGGAACGGAGCACCUCGUACCGCGAGAAAAAGAGCAAAAAGGAACACAAGAUGAUCGAGAGACGCAACAGUGCUGGAGGUUCGGACGACGCGCCAAGGAAAGCUCUGCUUGAUCAGCUCAGUGCUGUGUUGGGGAAUGGAGACGACCGUCUGCCUGAAAGCGUCUUCCUCAUCAAUGCUGCUGAGUGGCAAGGACAGCUCCUUGUACAGAAGCUUCAGGAGAAACAAUGGCGUCUCAUCUGCACAUGCUCAAAUGCCGACGUGAAGGCUGCCAUCAGCUUCCUAGUUGCUAAGAUACAGAGGUUUUGUAACAGCAACUCAAAGAGUCCAAGCCCUAUCAAGGUUGGAGUAGCUGGUGGAGACGCGUACAUCAACUCAGUACUCAGACCCUAUGUGGAACAACUGUCCUCCAAGUCACAUGACUGGCAGACAUACACAAAAUUUCUAGUCAUUCCAUUUGGUAGUAGUUUAGUGGGGAAGUUUCUUGCCAGUAUAGACAGCACCUACGCACAACUGUUUGUCGACUCCCUGUGGAAGGACACCUUUGACAAGACAGAUGCAACGAAACCCACACUGGAUUCACAAGAGAUCAUCAACCGGGUGUCCAAAUACUUGAGUGGAUCUACCAACAUCCACCAGAUGCCCAUCGCAGAAGCCAUGGUUAUGUGCAAGGGCAAAACGUCUGAUGAGGAAUCUUCACAGAAGUUUGUCCCGUUCCUAAGUGAGGUGAAGAUCGGCACCCCAGAAAUGUUUAGCAUGUCAGUUGAGCUUGAGGAAGGUGCUACCAGUCCCCCCAGCCUGUCAAGUUCCCCCCCUGCCUCCGCUCCUAUAGCUAUCAAGGCCAGUGAGGGUCAGACCCCACCCAGUUCCCCAAACAUCAGCACAAUGUCUCCAUCAGGGAGCCAAAAUGCAAACAUCGGUCAAUUGUCGUCGGCAGAGUUCAUGGACCUGCAGGUGGACUACUGGACAACAUCCAGCAAGUCUGACAGCAAGAAGGAGAGCAACAAGUGCUCCCUGAAGACGGCAUUCCGCUCCCUUAGUGUGUGUCGUCUUCCGUACCAGGGCGAGCAGACGUCCUCCUCCUUCAGCAUGGUUGUGGUCACCCGUGAGAAAAAGCAGAAGAUUAUGAGGAUCGGGAAGAAAGCCAAAGAAAUUGAGUCCAAAAGCCAAAACAUUGACAGUAUCAGUCGUCUUAUUUGUACUUCCAAGAGCCAGAAUUAUACUCUGAAAGUGUUGAUCGAUGGGGUGGAGUGGCCAGGUGUGAAGUUUUUCCAGUUGUCGUCCCAAUGGCAGACACACAUAAAGAAUUUCCCAGUGGCUGUGUUCAACUCGUACGACUCUGUGUUAUAGACAGCAGCAGCAGCAGACUUGUGAUCGGUCAAUAGGUGAAUAACAGAGCUAUCUGCCAUGUCUAUGGGCAUUGUCAGGACCUUCAUCUCACCAGCGUCGGAUUGGAAGAUGGCUUGUGACUGAAUGUUGGCAUUUGAAGACCAUGGGAGAUGAUGUGAUAGGACUUGUGUGAAAUCACCUGGGUGUUUGUGCUGGAGGUUUAUGAUGAAGGUAGCCAUUCAGUGCAACGCUCACUAAACUUGGACCAGGGCUGCUUUAGCUCAUAGUGUUAUGUUUGGAAGAGUUGACACUUUGUUUGUCCAGUAUGGCUGCUUCCAUACAUCUGUUAUAAUAGCAAACAACACUUUAUAACUGGCUUUAGCUCGGAGUGUAACACUGAAGAAACAACAUUUUUUGUGUCAAUGUUGGGAGAUCCAACAUGGCUGCUUCCAUACAUCUGCUUUUGUGUAUAGCAGACAACAUUUGAACUGAUUUGAUCUGAAACUGUAGUGAUAUCGUAUUCAGCCAUUACAGUCUCAGCGACAUAGAACUGAGUGACCCAGUCUGUCUGUUCGUCUGUAGUCUGUGUUGGUGAUAUCAUCACACCAGCUUUUCGUCUGCUAACUUAGGUGUGAUGUCAAUUGGUGCCUAGUGAAUAUCACACCCCAGAAACAGUACGCCAGAUUAACUGGUUUGUUGGAAGGGAGUAACACGUGCUCAUAGCAUCUCACAUACUUGCUACUGUCCUGAAGACAGCAGUGCUUUCACUGAUGCUUCCUAUGCUACAGCAGCACUUUUCUUGCAUCCCAGGAGGAGAAGGAUCUUUGUGCUUUCAUUGUUCCGAGCAGGUCUGGUGUGUGUUCUGCUCACAAUGUACUUAGCUUGCAGUAUUCUCAGCUCUGUGUUGUUUAAACCAACAUCAUGUUUCUAAAUCCAAAUGCCUUUUUUCCCCAAGAUUGGAGUUCAGUUUAUUUAUACCUAAAGGAAAGAGGGUUAACCAAAGAAGGAAGAGAAAUCCUCUUGGAUUCAUCUGCCAUUGGAGGAGAAUAAAAACAUGACAGCGAAUAUCCCAGUGUGAUAACUGAUAAUUCUUCCCAAGUCAGACUUGGUUGCAUAUUAUUAUGUUUACACCAAGACAGUAACUGAUACUAUUCGUUUCCUACUGUUUAAAGAUUUUAUGACCGCAUGAUCUAUAUCUUGUAACACGCAGACCUUCUGCAUGGUUCCUGUUAUUACGGAUUAUAUGUACUACUCAAAAUAUGUUAGGGAUCAGUUCAAAAAUUUGGUAGCAUAUAAAAAACUUAAUUCCUUAAUAACCAGGGCUUAAUGGCCAUGCAAGUAUUCCAUCUGACAAAAUCAACUUACCUGAUUCCUUAAAUUUUUUUAAAGUAACUAAACUAAACCAAUCCUAUUUUCAUUCAUAUGCUGUUUGUAGUGGGCGUUAUAUACAUCCAGUCUCUCCACAAGGUUUGGUCAUCACUGGCAACAGUGGUAAGUCCAUAGUAAUAUAUGAUGACAGAUUUAAUCUAUAAAAACCCUCCGAAAUGAUUUUCAAACUUGGAAAUGCAAUAUUUUCAGAAUUAACUUUUAAGGGGAAGUAGUGGGGUAUAUCUCAAAACUUAAGGAAUUCAGUUUUUUUAUCUGACAUCAAACUUUUGAACCAGCCCCUUAAGGACCACCCAGUUCUUUCAUAUUACAAUGUAUUACUACCGGUAUUGUUAAUCUGUAAUGCCAUGACAGAUUAACAAUAAUAAUAGGAAAGAAAUGGUGGUCCUUAUCUUAUUUUGAGUAGUAUAUGUACAUAAACCAUAUUUUCUGCACAUUACCCUUGACAGUCUAUUAUUAAAUCACUCAAAUUAAUACCAAGAUAUGAAACCAGUACAUGAUUUCCUGAGGUUUUCGCAAAUUCAGUGCAUGUGUAUUUUCCCAUCAAUAGUUAUUUGUGUUCAUUUGUUUUGAUGAUCCAACAUUUCUUUACAUCAGUGCCCACCUGCCAUGAUAACCCUGCCACUUAGGCCGGCUGUUGUCAACAUAUGACCACUUGGUUGAUAGAAACAAACAACUUGUAUGGACUACAAAGACGUAAUUACCUAUGCUACUUUUCUUUCUGAAUUGUUGAUGGUCUAAAGGGUUGUUGUUUUUCUCACUUGCAUUUUUCUUUAUUCUUUUGCUUGCAUUAUUCUUCUUUUUUGCUGGGAUCAGGGGUAGGGUUUUGAGGGGGUAAGGCUCAUGGUUAUUAUGGACAAGGUCGUGUGACUGACCAUGAGCUUUGAAGCUAUGAUUAUCCUGUGAUGUGGAUGUCCGUGUGUUCAGAGGAGGUGUCUAGGGUGACUCAAACAUGCUUGUAUAAGAUAUGAAAGCAAUAUUAGAGCUAUGAGGGGCGGUCGGGUAGCCUAGUGUUAAAAGCGUGUAUUUGUCACGCUCAGGCCCGGGUUCAAUUCCCCACAUUGGUACAAUGUGUGAACCCCAUUUCUGGUGUCCUGCGCCAUGAUAUUGCUGAAAUAUUGCUAAAAGCAGCGUAAAACCAUACUGACUCAAUCUUUGAUGAUUGUCCAAGGGUAUGUUAGAGUAUGGGUGUGUCAUCAGUCGUAGUGCUGUGGGUGCAUUUUGAAAUGCCACUUGGACGAGUUGAAAUGAGGGCCCUUUUUGAUAACCUUUGUCAAGAUACAAUAUAUGUAUCUCUAUAUUCAGUUAACAAAAGCCACAUCAAAGUCGUUACAUUGAGUCCAACCAAAACUUAUUUAAUUAUCAAACUACCAACCUUCAGAUAUUCCUCUCAACACUUGACAGUUUAUUGGGAUACUGGGCAUAUGGAUUGUUUGAUACAAUAUUAACAAAAUCCAUUCAGAUUUGUGGUAUAGUUAAAGUUCUAGCAUUAAAUUUCAGCAUGCAACAACUCACUCCAUUCAUAGUGUACCCGUGCUCGUGGGUUUCACCGAAGUGAUAAACGUCUGAGACCUGCAUCACUUCGGGCUUUCCUCCCACAUUAAGCAGACAUGCCGUGAUAUAACUGGAAUACUGUUAAAAGCGGCGUUAAACCAAACUCACUCACUCACCAUUCAUAGUGCUACAACUACAUAUGUGUCUAACUGUUCUACUUAGUUCCAGUGUGAUGGUUCACGAUACUCCAGGUGUAAACCUUGUCGCUAUAUGUCUGAGAUAAUGCCAAUGCAACAUUAAAUGUUAACCCACACACACCCAUUUAUAGAUACUGGCAUAGUCAUGCAGUCUCCAUCAAUUCAUAUGAGGACAGUUGGGGCAGGCACAUGUUGCAACAUGCAGGCUUUUUCCCACAGCUCACCAGGGCUGGUCAGGUAGCCUUGUGGUUAAAGCAUUCGCUCAUCACGCCGGGUUCGAUUCCUGACAUAGGUACAAUGUGUGAAGCACAUUUCAGGUGUCCCCUGCUGUGAUAUUGCUGGAAUAUUGCUAAAAGCGUUGUAAAAUCAUCCUCGCUCACUCACAGCUCACCAAGGACAGUCUACUGGACAUUCCACGAAGGGAACAGAAAUGCUGUCAGGUAUUCUUAGCCAUUUUCACGAAAUGGUUGUCAUUAUCUUCAUGUAACCAAUACAUGAUGGACUAGUGCAAAGCCAUGCCCAACUCAAAAGCAUUAUUCAUUUUCUCCUGAAACAGAUUCGUUUGAUGUGAUUGAAAUGCUUCUCAUGAGCAUUGAUUAGAAACAACUUGUAUGUCAAACAUUGGAAGAGAGUUGUUUUGAUUUUGCUUUUAUUGUGUUAUGUUAUUUUGCUUUUGUACAUGAAUUUGUUGUUUUAAGUGCUUAGGGAAUUGUGCAAUAUGAUCCCAUCUCCCUGUGUGUACAUAGGAUCUGCUAGGACAAUGGGAAGAGUUCAGUUGAGGAGCUUUCUUCAUGGUGAUUUCAUUGUUCUGUGAAUCAACAAGCAUUAUUACUCCAGAUUUCUGUGUAUAAACUAUUUAUUGGACUAUUUGUUUGAUAUGCUUAGUGAUCGAGGAAUUAUGGAUAGAUGAAGUUAAGCCUGUAUCUACUUGACAUGAUGCAUUACAUUGUAACAGAAUCUGUAUCUCUUCACUGGGAAUACUACCCUUGUUUACUGCUUCCUGAACACGCUUUCAGUCACCACCUGAAUGAAGCAAGCAAUUUCUGAAGUUAGAUAGGUCAGUGCUUCAUUGUAUAAUCUGUAAGUUUACGUAUAUUUCUUCACAUAGAAAUCUAUAGAAAAGCUAUACCUGCUUAUCUUGUCAGUAAACAAAUGACAACUUUGUAUGCCACUGAAAAUAAGUUAAAGAACACCAGUUCUGUCAUAUGACUUUAAUUAAUCUGUCAUGUCAUGUCAGAAUAACUAUAGUUAUAUGAAAGAAUCGGGUGUUCGUUAGGUUCUUUUGAGACGUAUAUUUUUUCUUUAAUAUAAAAGUUUCAUGUUUCCAUCUAAAAAUGGCCACCUAGUUGGCUACCUGUUCCAAGAACAAAAAUAUCUUUUGUCGGAAUGAUUAAAUGUCAAUGUAUUUAUCAACAAUAAUAUUAGGAUCAUUGAAUGAAUUUAUUUUGCAGAAUAGUUGUGAAUUAGUCUCUUGUGAUCAUGUUGAUGUGACAGUUAUUGGGCUUCUUAAGAUGUAUAGUAGGAUGUAAGAUAUUGUCCUCACCACACCACACCUCUUCAGUAGGCAGUUUGUACAUUUGGCAAUUAUGAAAUGAAGGGGGAAUCAAGUUAAUCAUGACAAUCAUUGUACGUGUAAUGGACUUGCUAUUUUUGCUGUGAACUGUUUUCAUUCAUAAGAUUGGACAGUGAUGAUAUUAUUUUGGAGAAGGAAUGAAGUGAAACUUGUGCUGAAGCAGGUGCUAGCAGAGAAGCUCUUUAGGUUCAACAGAAGCAGUUUUGAGGAGGGGCGUGUUUGGUGGCGUUGUGCCCUCCAUUGUGAAGAAUUCUGGUGCUUUCAAUGAGGAUAUUGAGCAGGGUGGAAAACACAUGUACAGGCAUAUUUUGGUUAAUAUACUACUCAAAAGAGGUAAAGGACCACCCAAUCCUUUCAUAUUACUUAAGUUAAUCUGUCAUGGCUUUGGGAUGAUCCUUAACGUCUUUUGAGUAGUUCAUAUACCCUAUAGAGAUUUCAUGGCAUUCUAUAUGAUGUGUCUCAAAGCUAUAUUGCUUUGUUGUCAGAAUUUGAUUUGCUUCUUAACAUGGAAUUCCAAAAUCCACAUCAAGCUGAAAUCCAUAAAUUCACCAUUACAUUUCAUAAAAAAUAAUUCUCUAGAUUCUCAUUUACGUCCUCAUCCUUUGUCCACACUGCUGCAGGGUCCUUGACCUUGCUAAAUUCUUUGUACACAGCAGGGGCAGGUAACUCUUACCCUAUUUCAGUGGCUGUAGUGAAGAAAAAGCUCAUCACCCACUUACAUAUCAAUAAUAUUAUAUUGUAGCCAAUCUCCCUAUUGCCUGCUCAUGUACUCCGAAACCACAGAACACUAAGUAUUGCAAUAUGUCAAUCACCUGUGCAGGUUGAACACUACAAAUACUUUUACUGUUAACACUUACUGCAAGUACAUGUGAAAUAUAUUUGGAUUUGUUUCAAAAUAGAUCUCAAUAUUAUAUCUUAAUUUCAUGUAAUCUGUUUGACUGAUAUUUGAUCCUCUUUUAAGCAAGCUGUUUGACUUCCUCACAAUCACACUGUAUACAUCACAAUGCUUUUUGUACUGUGAUGAAAGCUGAUGAUGGCACUCAGUAUUUAGUGACAUGUUGAUUAUCUUGUUUUGUAGUCUCUCUGUAGAAUUAUGUACUAUGUAUAUAUGAUUGAUAAUUAUUUAACAUUAUUAUUGGAAUCUGUUUUACCAUUGGGGACAGCCUAUUUUUUGUCUGAAGGACUUCCAGUGUCGGAGUCUACACAGACUUGGACUGACAUGUCAAAACUGUUCUAUACAAGGAAUUUACAGACAACUUGAUGCAUUUACCAUUACAUCAGUACAACUACAUCUUUCGUUCAGCUUCAUCGAAACUUUUGGAAUGGAAUUUCAUAUGUGGAAUUUCUUUCAGUUUUCGUUAAUCACUCUGACACACAGAGACUUUUCCAAUAUUUUUUUAUUUAAGUACUUUUAACUCUUUGGCAGAUUUUCUUUUGAAUGUUUAAUAAUGUGUUGAAAGAUGCUUGUUGAGAUGUUCAUCCCAUGAUAUAGAAUACAAUGAUGUGUGCUCACCUUUAAUACAUACUACCCAAAAGUAGUUAAAGAACAUCAGAUUAUUUCAUGUUACUAUAGUUAGUCUGUCAUCCCAUGACAGGUUAACUCCAGUAAUAUGAUGAAAUAAUCGAAUGUACUUUUGAGUUAUAUAGGCUAAAAAAAAUAAUAGUCUUGGUUCUCAGGCACCACCUGCAUCAUCAUAAAGUUUGCUGCACGUUUCAUUUUUAUUUCCUUCUUUUUUUCUAUUUUUUUAAAAACUUCCUUAAAUAUUCCAAGUCCAACAGUAGACCAAUACUGUAUUCCAGUAUUUUACUCAUCAAGGAAUACAUUGUUUACUGGUUACAUACUAGUUUGAACAACCCCCCACAACCCCCCAAAAAAGACACCGCCUGCCCCACAAUAUUUUCAAAAACCAUUGCCUGAGAACCAAUUCUUUUAUUUUUUUAAGUCAUAUAUUACUCAAAGUUUGAUAGGGAUAGUCAAAUAUGUCAUUCUGUUUAAAUACACACUUGACAUAUUAUGAGUAUCUGUUUUGAGCAUCAUGGAAAUGGAAAUAACUUGUUCAAGAGUAAUAUUCAAGGGGGAAAUUAAAUCUAGAAAAUAAAGAAAAUAUUCAUAUUUCUGGGGCAAUUUCACAGGGCUCUGUCUGAGUCUUUUUCCUAUGCAUGUCAAAAUGACCAAACUCAUUGUGUAUUGUUUUCAGAAUUUGUGACAAUAUGAAAGUUGAAUGUUGUUGACCAAGUUGAGGCAUGAUACAGUUGACUCCCGUGGUCUUAUAUCUCCACUCCCACCGGUUCAAACUCACCUUUAUGGUAAACUCCGAAUAUAAAAGACGCAUCUUAGAAAAUAUCAUUGAAGAAUGGUAAACUAACAUUAUUUUCCAUGCAAAUUUUGGAUCCAGUGUGCCCAGUUGUGAAGUACUUUUCAAAUGAAACUGCUCCCUAAAUAUACUUGUAUCCAUUUAUUUUCCCAAGCCACCCGUAGACCCGGGGUAAAAUGUGUCUCUCCCCCCUCCCCCAAUGAGGAUUUAGAAUGCGUCAUCAGCAACCGACAGUUUAUGGAUGCGGUGGCCAGACUCGAUGACUUGGUUGGUGGCGUGUCAACGUACCCCUUUUGGAGUGGAUCGUUGCUCACAAUAUCAAUCACUAGAUUGUGUGGUCCAGACUCGAUUAUUUACAGGCUGGAAUAUUGCUGAGUGCCCUCGACCUCACCCCCUUUCAGUAUUUAGUGAUCAGUAUUUAGUUUGUGGACUGGUUAAGAUCCCUUUGAAUUCAUCAUAUAACAUCUACCCCUGUUCACCUCCAGUGUUUCGCCUUUGACUUGGCAAUAAUGGGAGUCAACUGCAGUCGUUCUAUGAGGGUCCAUUCAUAUUGUUGUCCUUUAAGUUACCAAUAAUCAUUGUUCUGCCAUUAGUCCAAGUGGUGAGUACACAUCAACACAGUUGUGUUCAGAGUUUAAGGUGCUUCCUUGAGUGUAAUGCCAACGUAACCAAAGAUCAGUCAGAAAUAAUUCCGCUGGUAUUCGUAUGUCCUUUGUCUACAGUAUGCAUUACUGUACAUGAUUCUUGAUGAUGUGAGAGUCAACACAUCAUUGUCUGGGACAGCUGUAGCCUUUGGUACGAAACAAAAGGGCAUUCUUUUGUUUAACCAGUAGGUAAUGUCUUUAAACUGACAGCUACACCCAGCUAUUGGUCAGGGUUAGACACUGCCACAAGUUAAAAUAUCGAAGGGCUACUGUUUUUCUCCCCAAAUCUUGUGACUCAAACCAUGUUUUUCAGUCAGGUCGAUGGUGGACUUAUUGCAUGGCGUCGAGCCCUGAAUUUGUGAUGACAGGGUUAAUUUAGCAGGUCAUGUUUUGACUGUCAGGAUGUUGGUGUGACAGAGGUAUUUCUGGCCUGCACAGUAAUGAUCUUCUCCUCGGUAAAGGCCUGAUGGAGAUAGUUGUGAGAUACUGCAAUAAGACGGGCUUGCUGUGCCAUGCUGUACGCUAUGAACCACUGUGGAGUAGAACUACACGGCACACAGCCACACUUGUACACAUGUUGUUACUUUAUUGUACAUGGUAUCAAAUGUACACGUGUUGCAUGAGCAGUAUCAUGUAUGUCCAACACAAGUAGGAAUGAAUUUUAAAAUGAAUAAAAUUUAAAUAAAAAUUA